Messenger RNA from Cyclopterus lumpus (lumpfish), 2495 nucleotides. It is a transcript of the gene nit1, whose product is annotated as nitrilase 1. Bases 737 to 1693 code for a protein of 318 amino acids. NCBI's taxonomy places the organism in Eukaryota, Metazoa, Chordata, Actinopteri, Perciformes, Cyclopteridae. The record is from RefSeq and is a predicted model, not a curated record. The transcript is spliced from 6 exons. Gene Ontology annotation, molecular function: hydrolase activity, acting on carbon-nitrogen (but not peptide) bonds, in linear amides.
UUAGAGCUGUUUCACGGGAGCGCCUGUCUGGAAAUAAAGUCCAGCAGCCAGUAAAGAGCUGAUUUUAAUUACUUUGUUCUCUGCUGCGUAGCUUGUGAUGUAUGAUCUUAACCUGUGAUAAUACAUUAUAAUCUAUCUGAUAUAUUUUGUAAUAUCAAAUAUAUGUAAGUAAAUAGCACAAUAUUCCCCUAGUUACCUACCAGUACUCCUGAAAUGUAAAAUAGGCUUUUGAAACAUAUAUAUCAGCAUUUUGAAACUAUGUUUUCGCAAAAAACUUUCAAUAUGCAAUUCAAUAUUCAGCAUCACCACAAACUACAACCUCCAGAAGGACCACUAAUUGAAAUGAAGCAAUUCUCUCUGGUGAAAAACUGAUAUUAAUGCAGGAUUUAUCAUUUCCUACAAAUGUGUUGUUUGUUUUUAUGAUGCGAUUUAUCAUUUUGGCAGAAGUAUUUAUAUAUUGAUAAAAGUACAUUUUAUAGUAGAAAACCUGUUAAAAAAUAUCCAAGUGCAUCCAAAUUCAGCACUUGAACCAACCGAAGCCUUAAAAACGGACUCUUCAGGAAAAGUUUGUCAGACAAAAGCAAAUACUCUCCAGCAGGUGGAGGUGGUGUGCUUCCAUGUUGGGUUUGUAUCCUCUAAUGAACAGAAGAAGACAGUUCCUGCUGAACACACACACUGAACCAAACAUACAGCGAGUGCUUCUAACGUUGACUAAACGGGCGGGUCACGUGGGCCAAUGUUCAUGGUCAGGUGCAUUUUGGGAACUUCUGCAAAGAAUUUGACCUCUCGUCCAGUUUUGAGACAACGGAUCAAGCUGCAAAACAGGAUGUCGACCUCACCUCGCCCGGUGGCUGCAGUGUGUCAGAUGACGGCCACCCCGGACAAGGAGGCCAACUUCUCUGCCUGUCAGCAGCUGGUGGAGGAAGCCAAGGAGCGAGGGGCCAGCAUGGUCUUCCUCCCCGAGGGCUUCGACUACAUCGGAUCCAGUCAGGAGGAGACGCUGUCGCUGUCUGAGAGCCUGACGGGGGACACAAUCUCAAAGUACACUCAGCUGGCCAGGAAGUUGGAAGUGUGGCUGUCUCUUGGAGGAUUUCACGAACGAGGACAUGACUGGGAGUCCGACAGGCGAAUCUACAACAGUCAUGUCAUAAUUAACGAUAAAGGUGACGUCGUUUCAGUUUACAGGAAGUCUCAUUUGUUUGAUGUGGAACUGCCAGAGAAAGGCGUGUCUCUUAAAGAAAGUGCCUUCACCGUCCCCGGGCCGUGCCUUGUGUCUCCGGUCCAAACUCCCAUCGGCAAGGUCGGCCUGGGCAUCUGCUAUGACGUGAGAUUCCCCGAGUUAUCUCUGGCUCUGCGAAGGCAUGCGGCCGAGGUUCUGACGUACCCGUCGGCCUUUACCGAAGCGACGGGAGCUGCUCACUGGGAGGUGUUGCUCCGCGCGCGGGCCAUCGAGAACCAGUGCUUCGUCCUGGCGGCGGCGCAGGUCGGCCGGCACACCGAGAAGCGGCGGUCGUACGGCCACGCGUUGGCGGUGGACCCGUGGGGCGAGGUGCUGGCCGACUGCGGCGGGGAGAAGCCCGGCGUGGUGCUGGUGGAGAUGGACCCGGAGAAGGUCCGCGGCACCAGGAGGAGCAUGCCGGUCCAACGGCACCGCAGAGACGCUGGUUUCUAUCGCGGUCUGGAGAGCACAUGACCGCGAGAGGAGAGCCCGAGCUCUUUUGCUGGUUCAGGUCUACGUCACGCUGCACCACCACAAGCACCUAAAGUCAGUUAAUUAAUGAGAGAUCAAAAGAUACAUUGAUUUCAGCUUGUUUAUUAAUGAGGAACACCAGGAGGGGACGGUGGAAACAUUAGCUCACUGUGAGGAAAUAAGCCAAAUGAAGCUGUUGAUAAAUAAAGUGUAAACAUGGAGAAUUCAAUCUGCUCGAGAUGAGAUAAAAAAAUAGUGGAACUGUAGAUUAUCGGAGUUUAUUAUCUCAAAUGUUCUUUCAAUGCUCACUCGGCUCUUCUGGUUUAACUUUUGAGUCUUCACUGCAACAGAUAAUCUAAUUUAUAUUAAUAAUCAGCUCAGACCGAAUGAGUAAUAUUACUCACGUUGGUCGAUAAAUGGAACUUUUGGGUAGUAACAAUAUUAGAAACAGGAGGAAAAUGGUGGUAAAACAUUCCUGUUCUGGUUAAAUUGCAGAUAAUAUAUUGAUAUUUGGGAGCGAAUGGAUAUGUUCAAAUUAGUGAAUUAAAUCAAAAUACUGUCGUGCUGAAGGAUUAUAAACUCAAAACAUCUGAAACAACACCUUCACUUGGUUUGUUUGUCUUCUCUUUCGUAAACAAAAUAAAGAGUUAACUUUCUUCCUUCUGCUUGAGGGCAACACAUCACUGCCUCUGAAUGAUGAUAUCAAAUGAUGAGAUUCUUCUUCUUUUAAAUUAUAUGUAGAAUUAUUCCUCUUUUUGUGUUCACUUCAUUUGUACAGUUGUGUCAGAAUCUUCAUAAUUUGUUG